This is a messenger RNA of Spinacia oleracea (spinach), 1207 nucleotides long. RefSeq lists its product as uncharacterized. The record is from RefSeq and is a predicted model, not a curated record. NCBI's taxonomy places the organism in Eukaryota, Viridiplantae, Streptophyta, Magnoliopsida, Caryophyllales, Amaranthaceae. The coding region runs from base 202 to 585 and encodes 127 amino acids. The transcript has 5 exons.
GUGGAUCAGGCGUGGGCAUUGAAAUUGGCGGAAAUUAAUAUUAUACUCCGUACGAAGCACGAGACAUUACUGCCUUGCUGUAUCUAUUCUCAAAAGUUCAAAACCCUAUUUUCCGAUACAAUAAUAUUCUUGCCCCAAACACCUUCCCACUCACAUCAUCCAUUGUUCAAUGUUCAUGCUCGCCGGCGCCGCUCGUUGUUCAUGAUCUUUCAUUACAAGGGUAAAUCGACAACGGUUGAGUCAUUGAGUGCAGCUAACCCUAGAAAUUUUCAUCGAAGAAAGUUGAGUCUCAAAUUUGGAAAACUACGAGGGCUUUCAGAUAAAGAUGGCGAUGAUGAGUACAUGCCGGAGAAUGAGGGUAGUGAGGAUGAAAUCGGUUAUGGGAAUGUAAAAUCGAAACUCCAAGCUUUUUUGCAGGUUCGUGUGACUGCUGAAAAUAAUGGAAGGUCAACUUCUUUACAGUUGCCACAUUUUACUGAGGUGGUUACCAAAAAUAUUGCACGCAAGGCUUGGAAUUCAGAUGCAAUGGUGUCAUUGAAAAGUUUUGAACUUUGCAUGCGUGGUCCUGUGAAGCCUUCUGAUUAGCAAAAAUGGACCUGUAGCAUCAUGUGCAUCGGUUCUUGAAAAACGACGUGAACACCCUUCUAAUCAUUUUCAGAAUUAUGUGAGCUUGCAAUUGUUUACAAUCAAUUUUAUGGUAGUUAUUUCAGGUGCCUCACUGCCUCAACACUAAGUUAUUAUGUUUUCCAUCGGAUGAGCUGUGGUUUAGAACUUUAGACUAAGGGGAUGUAGUAAAGCCUUGGUUAUACUUUGUGCUCUUGUUGUGUGUAAUAAUUAGCUAUUGACACUUGUGUUGAUUCCUGUACUAGAAUAGUGGAAUCAUCCUCGUUAGACCAUUGUCUCUUGGACACUUGCUGAUAGUGGUACUGCAGCUUUUCCAUUUGGUAACAUUGGCUGCUGAAAGGUUGCAAGUUCUUUUGGGGUACAUAUUUCAGUAUCUAGGAACCUUAACUGAGUUUAUAGCACUAUAUAUAGCAGUAGGUACUGUAUUCACCAAUCACUAAGUUAGUUCAUAUUUACUUUGUUAUUUACAAUAAAGGUUAUUUAGGAUUAGCUUGAAUUUCUUGGGGGUUUUAUGGCACUUUCAUUUGCAUGUGUGUAUUAUGAUUUUGCAAAGAAUCAACCAGAAAACGAAGGAUCAACUGUA